This is a messenger RNA of Solanum stenotomum, 1389 nucleotides long. RefSeq lists its product as uncharacterized. The coding region runs from base 1 to 1389 and encodes 462 amino acids. The transcript has 9 exons. NCBI's taxonomy places the organism in Eukaryota, Viridiplantae, Streptophyta, Magnoliopsida, Solanales, Solanaceae. The record is from RefSeq and is a predicted model, not a curated record.
AUGCCUACAAAAAGUAAGAUAUUUUUUGAGAACAUAGUGGCUAGUGAAGAUGAAGUAUCUAAAUUCAGGCUUCCUAAACCUCGUGAUAACAAUGCUGAAAUUUUGAAAUUGGAGCCUAAAGGAUCAAGUCAUGGUCUAGACAUGUUGACCAAUGAAGUUAUUGAAUUGAGAAAAGAACUUGUAAAGGUGAAUGAAAAUAAAAAAGCACUUGAAGAGAAGAUUGAUUUAGGAUUUAAUCAAAUCAAAGAAUUUGUGGUGAAUUAUAACAAACAAUUAUUGGAGGAUAUUUCUUUGUUGUUUGCUAAGAAUGGUGGUAGCAGCUCUGUUAUCAGAGAAGUCAGGGAACCAUCUAAGAAGCAGGCUGGCGAGACGUUUUCGGGUGGAUUAGAUUUCAAUGGAGCAUUCUCUCCCUAUGUUAAUGCAUCUGUAAAUGAAUCAAGAGGGCACGAUGCUCAUGUUAUGAGAUCAAAUCAAAAUGAAGAAUCUCAAGUGCUUAAAACUUCAGUUAGAUUUGCUGACGUUGAAAAUUUUGAAAGAGUAUCGAGUAAAAUAGAGGAAGAUGUUGCAGGAAUUGCUAUUGAAAAAGUUUUGUCAGAGGUUGUUGCUGAUAUAAAUGUCCAAGAGGUUGCUGAUGUGAAUACAGUUGGGGCGCAACCUUAUGAUGCAACAGAGGAUUGUCAAAAACCUUUGCAUACUCUUGAUGAUUUUAUUUUUCUUGAUGAAGAUCUUUCUCAGAUCAAUAGGACCGAAGAAUCUUAUCUAAAGAAAAGAGCCCCUGUUGAUCAAAACAAAAAGAAAGUGACACCGAAGAAACGUGGCAGAAAGAAAAAUCCAGGAAAGUUAAUAACAUCUCCCUACACACAACAUUUCGAAUCUGGAGGAACUUUAUGUGUAACACGUCAGUUUUUUGAGACAAAACAUCCUUUUUCAUAUGCAACUGGAGGAGAUAAUGAAUCGGAUUUGAUCGAUUCAUUCAUUAAGUGGCUUUAUAUGGGUACAAAGAAGAGGGGAAAGAAACCUUAUACAGAUGCUCUUAAUGUUAUCAGUCUAGCAUUUGAGUUAGGUAUUUGUAAUGUAGCAGAAAGACACUGGUUUUUCAAAUUGGCACAUUCUAGACAAGAAUGGUGUGAUGAGCAUAUUGAUGUCAUUUUCUAUUAUCUAAGAAAGAAAGGGAAAUAUGAAGUCAACAGUAAUGUUCGAUUUACGGCUACUGAUUGUGUGUUCAAGACAAAAAUUACUACUUCUUUCUUUCAACUUUGUGAUGCUCAUGAGAAUAAGAAGAACUAUAAAGUAAAAGAUUCUGAUGAUAUUGCCCGGUAUAUAUAUGUGGAUGUCGUUUGUUGGCAAGCACUUCGUGGGAUAAAGUGGAUUAUAUUCUUUUUUCACUAA